Anoplophora glabripennis (Asian longhorned beetle) is the source of this 2772-nucleotide messenger RNA. Its product is annotated as DDB1- and CUL4-associated factor 8. Gene Ontology annotation, cellular component: cytoplasm; Cul4-RING E3 ubiquitin ligase complex. The record is from RefSeq and is a predicted model, not a curated record. Lineage: Eukaryota; Metazoa; Arthropoda; Insecta; Coleoptera; Cerambycidae. The transcript is spliced from 8 exons. Bases 96 to 1880 code for a protein of 594 amino acids. Gene Ontology annotation, molecular function: protein binding.
UGUCACAUAUGUCAGAUUGGCUUAAUUUUGUACUGAAAAUAAACAGGUUCUUUUUCUUUUGGUAACAAAAAAAAACUAUAUAGUAACAACCAGCUAUGGAAGAAAAUAUGUCAGAUGAUGACAAUAGGGAAAAACCUUCAGACAGCCCAGAUAGCCCAACAGAAAAUGCGAAAAGGUUAAAGACUGAUAGUGGAUGUCUGGAAAAGUCUGAGGAAUCUUCAAGUUCAUCCAACACAACAGAACAGGAAAGUGCUAGUACCAGUACCGAUAGUGGUUUUCCCAGAAGCCGAAACUCCAAACACAGAAAUUAUCGAACAAGGACUAGCGAUGAGGCACAGGAAAACCAAAGUGAUAACGAAGAAGAUUCUGCGAUGCGGGAGGAAGAAUCUGAAGACAACAUGCUCCCUCUUUCGAGUCCGGCCAGCUCCGAUUCCACAGUGAUACACGACACAGACACGGAUUCCGACGAAGAGGUGCACCCCACAUUGAAGAAGCCCAAGCCGAAACACAAGUGGUUCAUAAUCCCUGAGGUGGUAACGAGACAGGUAGGCGUCAGUUCCAAAUACCAGAGCCCCGAGCUGUUCCAGAGACGUUGCUACGGCUCGCUGCACAGUGUACAGAGGUUAGAGUUAAUGUAUAAAUUAGAAGAACAUGACGGCUGUGUAAAUAGUUUGAAUUUCCACCCCGACGGGUCGCUCUUGGCCAGCGGCUCGGACGACCUCAAGGUCGUCAUUUGGGAUUGGAAGAUCGGCAAGUGUCUGUUGAAAUAUGAUACCAAGCACAGGGGAAAUAUCUUCCAGAGCAAGUUCCUGAAUCUUAGCGGGGAUUUACAUAUCGCCACAUCGGCUAGGGACGGACAGGUGAGAAUUGCUCAAAUUUCGAGGGAAGAAGGAGUUCGUGAUAACAGAAAGUUGGGCUCGCACAGAGGACCCUGCCACAAGAUCGCCGUACUUCCCGAACAGCCCCACAUCAUCCUCAGUGCAGGAGAAGACGGCCUGGUGCUUAGCCACGAUGUCCGCAAAAAUAAACCUGAGAGGAUAGUCCAAGUCCGGGACGACGACAGAGAAGUCGCACUGUACAGCAUACACGGACACCCUUUAAAGACCCAGGAAUUCUGUGUCAGCGGCAGAGACGACGUCGUCAGGGUCUACGACCAAAGAAAGAGUAACGAUCCCCUAGCCACUUACCACCCUUUCAAAAGAAAUCAGUCCGAAUAUGCGGGUCUGCACGUCACCUGCGCCGUCUACAACCACGACGGGUCCGAGAUUCUUGCCUCUUACAAUGACGCCGAUAUCUAUCUGUUCGACGUGAACGCUCCCCCAGGCAACUUCGUCCACCAAUACCAGGGCCACAGAAACGGGGCCACGAUAAAGGGUGUCAAUUUCUUUGGGCCCAGGUCCGAGUUCGUCGUCAGCGGCUCCGAUUGUGGCAACGUUUACUUCUGGGAGAAGAACACUGAGGCGAUAGUGCAGUGGAUGCUCGCGGACGAUAACGGCGUGGUGAACUGUCUCGAGCCGCACCCUCAGCUUCCCUUCAUAUGCACCAGUGGCCUGGACUGGGACGUAAAGGUGUGGGUGCCGUCCUGCGAGAAUGAACCAACGAUGCCGGAACUCGCACAGACGAUAAAGAACAACAAUAAGUCGCGGGCGAAUUGGUCCACGACAUCCGCCGACAUCAAUGAGAGCCAGAUGCUGUGGAUGCUGUGGAGGCACCUGAGGAGCACCAACCACAUGCGGAGAGUCGUCGCCAGCGACACGGAAAAUUUCGUCCUUCAACUGCAGACUAACUACAGCAGUUCCGCGAGCUCGUCUUCCUCAGAUAGCGCCAGCAACGACGAGGAUGACGUACUAGACGGACCCGCCGGAUGCUCUGCUUCAUAAUGAUCCCCUGCGGUUGUAUCGACAUGUAUAUAUUAUAUAUCACAACGCGAUCGAAAACUGUUAGGGUAAAAAAUCGCCACAAAAUCACGUAAAAUGGUUAUAUAUAUAAUAUAUUUUUUGCAAAACUGUAAAAGUCGGUAUCUCAUCUUUCUUUUAUAAAGUUACUUGUGAAUUUAAAUAAAUGCAGUUUGAAGUUUUUACUAAUUUUGUAUUUUUCCUAAAUUACUUCAACUAUACACACUCGAAUGUGCAGUGUGAAAAUUGAUCGUCUAUAAAAACUAUUUAAAAAAAAAUUUCGAUAAUUUUUUUUUAUAAACAAUAUUAUAUAAAUAAGUUAAAAUUGAUGUUAUAAAUACACAAAAGGAUGGUUAUCGUACCAUUUCAUAUUUUCUAAAGUUGUGAAAUGUAUAAAAAAAACAAAUUUUCUCUCGCUUUACUGAAUUAUUUCUAGUUGUUCUAGGGUUUAAAAGAGGCAUAAGUAAAAUUCCUCUGUAUUAAUGGAGACUCACAGCAUCCGCCAAAUUAUUUUUUGAAAUCUACAAAAAUCAGCAGUCCUCAAAAUUUCAAACAUGAAUUUAAAUAACCUGAAACCCAAACUGUUCUCUCUGAUGUGAGUAAUAAAAUUCGACAAACGUCAUGAACUUUACUGUUUUACACUAUUUGCUUGACGUUGAUGGGCGUGUCGAUUUUUUACGAAUAACAUUUUCCUGUCUAUGAAUUCUGUUUGAUUAUUUUUUAGUAUACUAUGUUAUUAUAGUUAUACAUUAUAUUGUUAAUAAUGUAACUGGAUGGUUGUCCCAGAAAGACAAAACAAGAUAAUUAGUUAAUAAACCAUAAAUUGUGAUUAUUUUUAUCAUAUUUAUUAUUAUUAGCAAUUAAAAUAGUAAUUUUU